UUUUCGUGUCACGACCUUUACGUCUAUUUUCUCGCCCUCGUUUCUCACCCUUCCUCCGUCAGUCUCCCUUUUACCCCUUUCGGGCUUCGGGCAGCUAAUGCUCCGGCUAUAGAUUUUAUACGUCUAUGGAAGAAGAUGUGAGACUGAUCGCCGACGUAUCGACGCCCCACGUGACGACAAGUGGACGAUGAUCCGCGCAAAAUAUGCCCGCUAAUUCCGAAUGCGACGAGUACGCGAAAGCGACAGUUGGAAGUAAAUAAAUAACGAUUUGACACAUACCCACGUAACAUAUAUAUAAUCACGAAUAAUUGGCUCGUGCACGCAAGGGAAGAUCCCCCCUCCCCCGUAGGAAUUAUCGCUGCGUCACGGAUAUAAUGUUAUUGAUUGAUUUUUUAAUGACUCACGCGUCGACAAGCAAACGACAACAUCAUCGGGACGACUCUACUUGGGAUAAGAAUAUCGCUCUCUUAAUGAGACACGCGCUCUUGCUGCUGAGCCUUCUUGUUAUUUUCCAAUCAACUCCGUCGACUGUCGUCGCGGUUGAUACCUUGGGAGACCCAUACAAGAUCCUAGGUGUGUCAAAAUAUGCCACCGUACAGGACAUUAGAAAGGCGUACAAGCACCUUGUCAAGGAAUGGCAUCCGGAUAAAACCGAUCAUCCUAUGGCUGAGGAUAAAUUUGUAGAAAUAACAAAGGCUUACGAGCUUCUGACAGAUCCGGAAAGAAGGAGGAAAUUUGAUAAUCAUGGGAUCACAGAGGAAGGUAUCCCUAGACAAAGAAGGGACAAUAGUCACUUUAACGUUCUUGAUCCAUUGGAAGAACUAUUCACCAGUAAUUUUAAGUUUCAUUAUCAAAGUAGAGACAUCACACUGUUCCACAAAAUGAGUAUCACUUAUCGAUCGUUCGAGAAUGUGAUAGUACCCAAAACUUAUCGUAUGCCAUAUUUAAUUUUAUUUUAUUCCGAUUGGUGCUUUGCGUGUCUACAAGUGGAGCCUACUUGGAGACGAUUGAUUGAUGAGUUGGAACCUUUGGGACUUGGCUUGGCUACAGCUCAUGCCAAAAAAGAGUCUACCUUGGCAAGAAGACUCGGCAUUCACUCGCUUCCAUGUCUUAUUGUUAUUCUAGAUGGGCGCACUAGUGUCUACAAAGAAUCUUUAUUUAGUAUUCAAAAAGUUGUUGAAUUUGUACGAAGUAGACUACCAUAUAAAUUAAUAAGUGCUAUUGAUAAUACCAAUGUAGAACAUUUCCUAUCGGGAUGGACGGAUAAUAGAAUUCGCGCAUUGAUAUUUGAAAAGAGAGACUUUAUUCGUUUGCGGUAUUUACUGAUGUCUUAUUACUAUAGAGAUCGAGUAGCUUUCGGCUUUGUCCAGGUUGGCAUAUCUGAAACUGAGAACAUAACGUCGAAAUAUAAAAUCUCGGGAGAAUUAGAUACUUUACUGCUUUUCAAUGAGAACUCUGAGAAGCCUAUGGCAUCCAUUAGUAUGAAGGACAUUUCCAGCGAGACCAUGCAUAAUGUUAUCGCUAAUAAUAAGUUUCUUUUAUUGCCAAGACUUUCAAAUCAAGCUAUGCUGGACUCUAUAUGUCCGCCUGAAUGGUUAAGGCCGCAAAAGCGUCUAUGCGCCGUUUUAAUAUCACAACAAAAUAGUCCUUUGCACGAUAUGGCCAGGCACAAAUUUAGACAAGUCGCAUUGGAGUCUUCUUAUAGCACGGACCGCGUUAGAUACGCAUAUGUAUUCAAAGAUACACAAUCUGAAUUUGUAUCGGCAUUAGCAGCCGGUGAAGGUAGUCCACUGGAACCUUUAUUACACAUUGUCAUCAUCUGGAGACGAGAUGCUAAUCACUUGAAAUACGAAUGGCUUCCUCACGGAUGGAUCGAAGCCACUCAGGAUGAUCGUAUAUGGAACGAGACGCGUAGACAUUUAGAAAAAACCAUACAGAAAUUAUUACGCGCAACUGAAGCUUUACCUUAUGCUGCUGUCGUAGGAGAAUUAGCGGAUGAACACGCACAGGGUACUGUAGACAGACUGAUAGGAAGGGCGUUAUUAGCAGUAGAUUAUAUAUCUGAUAAUCUGACAAAAGAACAAAUUCUGCCUUUGAUAUCAGUCCUAGCAACUCUCAUGCUAAUUGGAGCUGCAGGGUACGGAAUGUCAUAUCUAGUCAAGCUAGAAGAAGCAAGUGUUCAGGCUGAACGUACUCAAUGUAAAGAUAAUGCCAAAUCACUUCCAUUGCAACCACAACUACGAUUACAUGAAUUACGUGCGGAGAAGUACAAUGGAUUAGUUCGACUUUUAAAACCAGGAUGCAGAACUGUUAUUCUGCUAGUUGAUGCUCAAAGUCGAUUAAAAUUAUUGCCAGCUUUUCAUAAAGCUGUGUGGCCUUACAGAAAGAAUAAAACACUCAUGUUUGCACAUAUGUCAUUAGAAAAGGGUCUUGAUUGGUAUAAGAAACUAUUGUCACUCACUUUAUCUGAGCAGAAAGAUUUAAACAUAAAUGCCAAGAAUUGUGUUGGAACUGUCCUGUCUUUGAAUGGACAUCGAAAGUAUUUCUGCAUGUAUCAUGCUAAACAUCCAGAAUGUAUAAAGAAUAAAGGCUCUAAGCGUAUUGAAAAGAUGACCAAACAGCUUGCCCAAACACCGGAAGAUCCGGAGGCUGGCGCUUUUAUUGGUUUCGACAGUUCUAACGAUUCCGAUUUGUCUCAAGAUGAGGGUGGAAACAACGUUUUAUAUCAGGACAAUCUUUUAGAUGGCUUACCGAUGUGGCUCGAUAGAUUAUUCGAAGGAUUAACACAUCGUUAUUAUAUAAAUUAUUGGCCCGAGUUCACUGCCAAGUAAAGAAAAAAUUGGUCUUUAAGUAUUGUUAAAAAAAGUCUACUAUAAAAAAGUUAUAUAGCAAAGAAAGGAAUAUAUAUUAUCACCAGAUAGGCUCGAUCUGGACAUAGGUCAACAUUUUCUAUAUACUACUUCGUCUGUUCCUAUAACUAUCAAAAUACUCUUUUUCCUCGAAAUUGCUUGUAAUUAUCUAGUCAAAACAUUACUGAGAAUUUAGCGGUAUUUAUAUUGCGCAGUACAAGUAAAUAGAAUAUUUAUAUUUCCGCAGAUAGGAUAACAGAAUCGUGAUCGAUCUAUCGCGACUCUCUUUACGUUCGAAAAUAUUAAUUUUACAUAUAGUAAUGAUCGCUACUUUUAAUGUCGUAAAUAAAAAAAUCUGAAUAAGUCCGUAUGUUUACAUACCCUCUAAGAACUCGUAUCUCUAUCGCUUGUUCAUAAUGUGUUUAUUAUGAUGUUCUCUUAUUGAAUACAUUUUUUCUCGAA
This is a messenger RNA of Nylanderia fulva, 3311 nucleotides long. It is a transcript of the gene l(3)80Fg, whose product is annotated as dnaJ homolog subfamily C member 16 l(3)80Fg. Lineage: Eukaryota; Metazoa; Arthropoda; Insecta; Hymenoptera; Formicidae. The record is from RefSeq and is a predicted model, not a curated record.